AUGGCUACUAGAACGCAAUUCGAAAAUUCAAACGAGGUGGGUGUUUUCUCCAAGCUGACCAACUCGUACUGUUUGGUGGCGCUCGGUGGGUCCGAGAACUUCUACUCUGCCUUCGAGGCGGAGUUGGGCGAUGCCAUCCCCAUUGCUCACACCACGAUCGCGGGAACCCGGAUCGUCGGGCGGAUGACAGCUGGUAAUCGCCGAGGACUUCUGGUGCCUACACAGACAACAGAUCAGGAAUUACAACACCUGCGGAACAGCCUGCCGGACGAGGUGAAAAUCCAACGUGUGGAGGAAAGACUGUCGGCUCUGGGGAACGUAAUCUGCUGCAACGACUACGUUGCGUUGGUGCAUCCGGAUAUCGACCGUGAGACUGAAGAGCUGAUUGCAGACGUUUUGGGUGUGGAAGUUUUCCGUCAGACCAUCUCGGGCAACGUGCUGGUGGGUUCGUACUGUGCGCUCAGCAACCAGGGAGGUAUCGUGCACCCACAAACGAUGAUCCAAGACCAAGAGGAGUUGUCGUCUCUGCUACAGGUACCGCUUGUGGCUGGUACCGUGAACCGUGGUUCAGCCGUGGUGGGCGCGGGAAUGGUGGUGAACGACUACCUGGCGGUGACCGGGCUGGACACGACUGCGCCAGAGCUGAGUGUGAUUGAAAGCAUAUUCCGUCUGCAGGACGCCCAACCGGACGCGAUUGCCGGCAACCUGCGCGACACGCUGAUCGAGACCUACUCGUGA
Messenger RNA from Lachancea fermentati, 738 nucleotides. Lineage: Eukaryota; Fungi; Ascomycota; Saccharomycetes; Saccharomycetales; Saccharomycetaceae. The record is from the annotation of a GenBank genome assembly.